Molecule: messenger RNA, 8282 nt
Organism: Orcinus orca (killer whale)
Lineage: Eukaryota; Metazoa; Chordata; Mammalia; Artiodactyla; Delphinidae
Gene: ATP10B
Product: ATPase phospholipid transporting 10B (putative)
Exons: 23
Coding region: 792-5243 (1483 amino acids)
Biological process (GO): phospholipid translocation
Cellular component (GO): plasma membrane
Molecular function (GO): ATPase-coupled intramembrane lipid carrier activity; magnesium ion binding; ATP binding
Source: RefSeq, a predicted model, not a curated record
CUUUUAAGGGUGUGACUCAAAGCUCUCAAUCAGCCCGUAAACAAUUCUGAUUUUCUGUAUGUUUGAAGUAUUCACAUAAUCCAUAAAUACAAUAUAUUGGUCCCACUUUCCUUAUUUUGUAUAAUCAAACAGUAAUCAGUAAGAACAAUGACUACUGAAGAAUGGGACUUCUGAAGCUCUGAGGGCAAAUUCUUCACCAGCAUGCAUAUAAAAGUCACUGCAGAGAGUCUUUUCUUUCUUAAGUGCCCUUGAAACCCAGCAACUAAAUUAUAUUCCAGGCCCCCAAACAAAGGUAUAACAAAGGUUAUAUUUGUCUCACACUUAAUUACAUGCAUUGCAAAAGGUAAAUGGACAGUCAUUUUUGUACCAUAUACAGAGAGUACAAUCACUUAUGAAUUUUGAUAUUGCUGGCUCACUGAUUCACAGAAAGUAGAAAUGUAUGCAAGAACCAUGUCUAACAGCGAUGGUGCUAUGUAAACGCGCAGCCCAGCGGAGAACACUGCCUUCACUGUUCUGGGACUGAGCUCCACGCUCUGUCAGGCUAUUCUUCUUUCUCACAGGGCUCUAGUGAGGCAGCUUAUUUGUCCCUUCUCCUUUGUUGGUCAGAGUUGUUUCUUUCCAGGCCUUCUUCUUCUCUGAGUUUCCAAGAGAGUGUUAGCUUAAGGCCUCGCAUUGACACCAUCAGAUAUAAUCAGAGAAAUGAAAAAUAUCGUAGGAGAGAAAAGUGAUAUUUUAGCCAAGCAGCACAAGAGAAAUAUGCCACUUUCAAGCCCUGUUUUCCGUAGUUCCUAAUGGAGCCCGCUCAGGACAGACGUCAUCUUUGCUGGGAUCGUAGCUUGCUGCCAGACAUGGCCCUCUCAGUGGACUCGUCUUGGUACCGGUGGCAGUGGCGAGUCAGAAAUGGCCUCCCACGGUCUCCAUCAGAAGCCACACCACUGCUGUCCCCAGAGGAGGGGGCGCAGAACUACAACCUGGCGCAGCAGCGGGUCGUGUUCCCCAACAACAACGUAUCCCACCGGGAUUGGGCCAAGGUCUCCAGGAGAUACUCUGGCAACAGAAUCUGCACCACCAAGUAUACCCUCUUCACCUUCCUGCCCCAGAAUCUCUUGGAGCAGUUUCACAGAUGGGCUAACCUCUAUUUCCUGUUCCUGGUGAUUCUGAACUGGAUGCCCUCCAUGGAAGUCUUCCACAGGGAGAUUACUAUGUUACCGUUGGCCAUUGUCCUGUUCAUCACCAUGGUCAAGGAUGGCAUAGAGGACUUCAAGAGACACCGCCUUGAUAGAGAGAUAAACUGCUCCAACAUCCAGAUAUAUGAAAGAAAAGAGCAGAGCUACACGCAGAAGUGCUGGAAGGAUGUGCAAGUGGGGGACUUCAUCCAAAUGCAAUGCAAUGAGAUCAUCCCAGCCGACAUACUCCUCCUCUUUUCCUCGGACCCCAGUGGGAUCUGUCAUCUGGAAACCUCCAACUUGGAUGGAGAGACAAACCUCAAGCAGAGACGUGUUGUAAAGGGCUUCACACAGCAGGAGGUACAGUUCCAACCAGAAGGUUUCCACAACAUCAUCGUGUGUGAGAAGCCUAACAACCACCUUAACAGGUUUAAAGGUUAUAUGGAACAUCCCGACCAGAGCAGAACCGGCUUUGGCAGUGAGAGUCUUCUGCUUCGAGGCUGCACCAUCAGAAACACCAAAGUGGCUGUUGGCAUUGUCAUCUACGCGGGCCAUGAGACAAAAGCCAUGCUGAACAACAGCGGCCCGCGGUACAAACGCAGCAAGAUCGAGCGGCGCAUGAACACAGACAUCUUCUUCUGCAUCGGGAUCCUCUUCCUCAUGUGCCUCACUGGGGCUGUAGGUCACAGCCUCUGGAAUGGAACCUUUGCAGAACACCCUCCCUUUGAUGUGCCAGAUGCCGAGGGCAACUUCCUUCCCCUUGCCCUUGGAGGCUUCUACAUGUUCCUCACCAUGAUCAUUCUGCUCCAGAUACUGAUCCCAAUCUCCCUGUACGUGUCCAUCGAGCUGGUGAAGCUCGGGCAAGUCUUCUUCCUGCACAAUGACCUUGACCUGUACGAUGAAGAGACCUAUUUGUCCAUUCAGUGUCGAGCCCUCAACAUCACUGAGGACUUGGGCCAGAUCCAGUACAUCUUCUCUGACAAGACGGGGACGCUGACCGAGAACAAGAUGGUGUUCAGGCGUUGUACCAUCAUGGGCCACGAGUAUUCUCACCAAGAAAAUGCUAAACGACUAGAGACCCCAGAGGAGCUGGACUCAGACAGUGAAGAGUGGACCCAAUACCGGUGCUUGUCCUUCCCAGCCCAAAGGGACCAGGGACCAGCAACAAUAAGGGGCCAAGGAGGGUCCCAGCCUCUGAGGAGCCAGAGUGCCCGGGCACGCAUCCAGGGCCACUGGCGACAAAGGUCCAGGGGGCGCUGUGAAAUCUCACAGCCCCCUGUGGCCUUCAGCAGCUCCAUAGAAAAAGAUGUGACUCCGGAUAAAAACCUCCUGACCAAGGUACGAGAUGCAGCCCUGUGGCUGGAAACCCUGUCAGACAGCAGACCUGCCAAGCCUUCCCUCUCCACCACCUCCUCCACUGCUGACUUCUUCCUGGCCUUAACCAUCUGCAACUCCGUCACGGUCUCCACGACCGCAGAGCCCCGUCAGAGGGUCACAGUGCCACCCUCGACCAAGGCUCUGGUGACAUCCCUGGAGAAGAUUCAGCAGCUGUUCCGCAAGUUGAAGCUUUCGAGCCUCAGCCAGUCAUUCUCGACCACCGCACCCUCCGAUGUGGACCUGGGGGAGAGUUUGGGGGCCAACAUGCCCACCACGGACUCGGAAGAGAGAGACGACGCGUCUGUGAGCAGUGGCGGCUACUCCACCGAUGGCGGCUACAGGAGCAGCACGUGGGAGCAGGGUGACAUCCUGGGGGUGGGUCCGGGUGCCUCCCUGGAGGAGGUGCUGCAGGACCCGGCCCUCAGCCUGGCCGGCCCCGAAGUCUGUUACGAGGCCGAGAGCCCUGAUGAGGCUGCCCUGGUGCACGCUGCCCGUGCCUACAGCUUCACGCUGGUGUCCCGGACGCCCAAGCAGGUGACCGUGCGCUUGCCCCAGGGCACCUGCCUCACCUUCGAUGUCCUCUGCACCCUGGAGUUUGACUCUGUCAGGAAGAGGAUGUCCGUGGUCGUGAGGCACCCGCUGACCGGUGAGAUCAUCGUCUACACCAAGGGUGCCGACUGCGUUAUCAUGGACCUGCUGGAAGACCCAGCCUGUGUGACUGACACUGAUGUGGAAAAGAAGGUGAGGAAAAUCCGAGCCCAGACCCAGAGGCAUCUAGACUUGUAUGCGAGAGAUGGCCUUCGAACACUGUGCAUCGCCAAGAAGAUCUUAAGUGAAGAGGACUUCCAGAGAUGGGCCAGUUUCCGGCGUGAGGCUGAGGCGUCCCUCAACAACAGAGAUGAGCUUCUCUUGGAGACAGCACAGCACCUGGAGAACCAACUCAUCUUACUCGGAGCCACUGGGAUCGAAGACCGGCUGCAGGAAGGAGUUCCAGAUACAGUCGCUGCUCUGCAGGAGGCUGGGAUCCGGCUCUGGGUCCUGACUGGAGAUAAGCAGCAGACGGCAGUCAACAUCGCCUAUGCCUGCAGACUGUUAGACCAGAAGGACACCGUUUAUUCCAUUAACACAGAAAGUCAGGAAACCUGUGAAUCCAUCCUCAACUUGGUAUUGGAAGAGGUAAAGCAACUUCAUGGACCACAGAAGCCGGACCACAAGCUCUCUGGGAUCUUCCGCCUACCUUCUGCGACGCCAUCCCCCACCUCAGGAGCUGCAGUUCCAGAGGUUGGAUUGGUCAUCGAUGGGAAGACGUUGAAUGCCAUUUUCCAGGGAAAACUGGAGGAGAAAUUUCUGGAGUUGACCCAGUAUUGCCGGUCUGUCCUGUGCUGCCGCUCCACCCCACUCCAGAAGAGUAUGCUCGUCAAGCUGGUGCGAGACAGGCUGAGAGCCAUGACCCUUUCCAUAGGUGAUGGAGCAAAUGACGUAAGCAUGAUUCAAGCUGCUGAUAUUGGGAUUGGAAUAUCUGGACAGGAAGGCAUGCAGGCCGUCAUGUCCAGCGACUUUGCCAUCUCCCACUUCAGACACCUCAAGAAGCUGCUGCUUGUGCACGGACACUGGUGUUACUCACGCCUGGCCAGGAUGGUGGCGUACUACUUCUACAAGAACGUGGGCUACGUCAACCUGCUCUUCUGGUACCAGUUCUUCUGUGGUUUCUCCGGCUCCACCAUGAUCGAUUACUGGCAAUUGAUCUUCUUCAAUCUCUUCUUCACCUCCUUGCCUCCUCUUGUCUUCGGAGUCCUCGAUAAAGACGUCUCUAUGGAAACACUCCUGGCGUUGCCUGAGCUGUACAAGAGUGGUCAGAACUCUGAGUGCUAUAACCUGCUGACUUUCUGGAUUUCCAUGGCGGAUGCGUUCUACCAGAGCCUCGUCUGUUUCUUUAUCCCCUACCUGACCUACAAGGAUUCUGACAUCGACAUCUUUACCUUUGGGACACCCAUCAACACCGUUUCCCUCGCCACAAUCCUCCUGCACCAGGCAAUGGAAAUGAAGACCUGGACCAUCAUCCAUGGGCUUGUUCUCGCAGGCAGCUUCCUGAUGUACUUUGUGGUAUCCCUAGUGUACAACGCCACCUGCGUCACCUGCAACAGUCCCAUCAACCCCUACUGGGUGAUGGAAGGCCAGCUCUCGGACCCCACUUUCUACCUCGUCUGCUUCCUCACACCGGUCGUGGCUCUUCUCCCAAGGUACUUUCUCCUGGCUCUACAAGGCACAUAUGGGAAGUCUCUGAUCUUAAAAGCUCAGAAAAUUGACAAACUCCCCAUGGACAAAAGAGAGCUGGAAAUCCGGAGUUGGAGAAGCCGACAGAGGCCUGCCACUGUCCCUGGAGAGGCCCAGCCCACCCACCGUCCAGGGCCACCUGCCCCAGAACCGAGCUUCAGAGCCAGCACCCCAAAGAGCUCGAGCCCUGUGGAGUGCAAGUACAAAGAGGACUGGGUGCUGCCCGGAGAGAGAUCCAGUGGAGACCACAUAAGGGAUGACCCAUGCUCACGGGACUCCUGGGCUAAAUUCUCAUCUGGGGAGCACCUUCUCCUGGAGCCUAGUAGGAUGAUGGCGUCCGGAGCCUACUCAAGUGGACAGACUAAGUCGAACCGGCCCUUCAGCCGGGGCAGCCAUCGCCGAUCCCAGAGUUCAGUGACCAUAUGAGGGGCCUGCAGAGAUCUGCACAAACUCAGAGGAGGCCGCCUAAUCACUGGCUUAAUUAACCACGACUCUUCCUCUUCAUGAAGGGAAGAAUGUGCCCGUCUUAUCCUCUUCUCCCCACCAGGCUUGACUUCCUUAGAGGAAGUGCUGGCCCCAAGGGGUCUGACAAAAAAGGACUGGAAACCAGUCGACCUCUAGUUUUCUCCUGCUGCCAGGCAGCACUUCUUGCAAAAGGUUUUCUAUAAGGAGGCUAUAUUUCUGUUGCAUUGAGCGUUUUUCAUUUUUUAACCCAGAGACAUUCUUUGACCCUCUAGAUAAGUACAGCCUACAACCCAAUGCAACUGGGCCAUCAGUUUCCCAGAUGCCAAGAAGUGUGUAGCGAGCCAGCCAAUAUCUCAAGAUCUGGAAGUUUCUGGGCUUGUCAAACCAUCACCUCACCCCUCGGUGUCAAGAGUUCAAGUUUCAGAAGAGUCUCAUACACACAAGUGCCUCAUCUCAAAUGUAUUGCAGGGAUGGUCAUAUCGGGGUUAACAUCCCUUCCAGAGUUGGGUCUGCUCUAAACCAAAGAAAAUCACACCUAAAGAUUAAAAUCAGAUUUGUGUGUGUGUGUGUUUUGGGUUUUUUUUUUUGGCGGUACGCGGGCCUCUCACCGUUGUGGCCUCUCCCGUUGCGGAGCACAGGCUCCGGACGCGCAGGCUCUCAGCAGCCAUGGCUCACGGGCCCAGCCGCUCCGCGGCAUGUGGGAUCUUCCCGGACUGGGGCACGAACUCGUGUCCCCUGCAUCGGCAGGCGGACUCUCAACCACUGCGCCACCAGGGAAGCCCUAAAAUCAAAUUUGAACUCAGAGCCACAGACACUUCUGAGGGUCAUAAGGCCGCAGCUAGUUUAAGAGGCAGAAAGAACAUAAGCAUGUGAAAAUGAAUGGACAUAAGCACGUGAAGCAGAAACUCCACGCUUCAGCUAAUAGGCUACAUGUCCCACAGUCUGGGGAAUCUACCAAGAGGGCAUGGGCAACACUCUUCUUUUAAAGAUAUUUACUUUAUUUAUUUUUAAAUAAAAGUACAAAUAUGCCCCACUUUUCAAGUUUGACUUAAGCCAUUUCACUUCUACCAAAGACCUACAUUGGUACCUGUUGUUGCUAACCGAAAGAAAUCCAAAGAGUUGCAUUUCUUUCUGCUUUUACCCUCCAAAAAAAGGUGAAAAGUGAAAAUAGCAUUCAGCAUUUAUUUUGCAGCCAGCGGUUAUAGAGCACUGAGCACUGAGUGGCACCACCCAACUCCUUCCCCAGGAACUCCACUCAGCAUCUCAGAAUCAAACCGCCAUAGCUUUGAACUGUGUCUAAGCAGCUGUGCUUUAUCUGGAUCUAUCCAUUUUGUGCAUCCAUUAGCAAGAUGUGUCCUAGGGUAAUUGCUUCUUUGUUUACACCAUUUCAGCUUACGAAAAUUUUCAUACUAAUGCUCUACUUUCAGAUAGCAGGGGAAGCCUGUACCCAUUCCUCAUUCAACUCUCAGAAAAGGAAAGCUCUAAGAUCAGACCUUUACACAGCUGCACCCAAAACAGACGACCCGCAUGACAGAGCAACUCUGAGCCCAAACAACAACAUCUGAAAGAGUAGGACCAGUGUCAAACCCCAUUUAUUAAGCUUAUCCCAGAAUAUCACAGGCUUCAGUUGAAUUAGGGAGAGCCAGAGGAAGUCUCACUUCACAGGGAAAAGAAGGAUUACAUAGACUUCUUAUCCCUAGAGGUCAUAAAUGCCAAAAAUGCAAACGAGCUCAAAACAGUGUUGGAAUAAAAGAAUGGAUGAUAGGAUUCUAACACACUGUCAAGAGAAGUGAGGUCUACCAUGGGCAAGGAUAGCCUGUCCCUAGUCUUUUAAGGUGAGCCAGGGAGGACUACUAAACCCUCCCGCCUUAAGGUGGUGCCCACUUAUGUCAGGCAAAAAGUACAAGGGUGGGAACAAGUGUGGCAAGUUACAGCCACCCCAUGAAUUGACUUAUCACUUGAGUAAUUUCUCAGCAGAAGUACCCAAAAAGAGCUCAACAAUCAAGCUGGCACAUGGCAGACUGAGCUGGUCCUCUGACCAUCCUGCUGGCAAACCUUAACUGGAAGGGCCAUUUGGGACAUGGCCCAAAUAUACUGGAUCUCUUUCACUGACUUUGCCACAUAAUGAUGCCAGCACUGACCAGCUGGUGGGUCUUCAGGGGAACCCUUCAUGAGGAUUGCUAGAGGAGGAGCAGGUAAACACAUCAGGCAAAGUAGUAAUCAUAUAAAAUUGUCCCAAAUGAGGGGAUUGAGCCAAAGCUUGGAUCUCAGGGUCCUUCCUUUCCCCCGUAUGAUUCCUGCUCACUCCUGAAAGCCAGAUGAGACAGGUAGGAUGUUUCAGAAGAGAACAGAGUAGUGGGAAGAACACUGGCCUCAGGAGAUGGGGGUGGCAGUCUUUUCUCUGCCCCGUAUUCUCUAGGAGCUAGGAGCACUGAUGUAGCAUGCUUCACCUGCAAAUUAGGUUAGAACUGCCCUACCUCCCAGGCUUGGCAUAAAGAUCAAGUCAAAAUUACACGGGGCUGUUAAAACCCUUUGAAAGCUGCAACACCCUUGAUAAUAACACAGGGAUUUUUAUUCCAGAGCUAAGAGGAAGCGAGGUCAUGGGAAGUUGAGAAAAUAUCGGCCCCGUGUACCUAAACACCAAAGCACACCCAACAUUCUCGUGCUGCUCUCUUUCUUGCAUGACCAACCAUCCCAGUUUGCCUGGGCUUUUCCCAGUUUUAGCACUGAAAGCCCCACAUCCUGGGAAACUCCUUAGUCCUGGGCCAACCAGGCCAACUGGUCACCUACUCUUGCCCUCUUUUGUUAAAGCAAACCAACAGUGAACAUCCAACUACCAUCUUAGGGGAAAAGGUUAUAACAACUAUUUCUCUGCAAUGUAAUGCUAAUGACUGUACUUAAUACAUUUUUAUAUGUUCAUGAUGUUUUACAGAUUGACUGGAAAUGUACUGUCCUUUAUUAGAAGGAAAAAAUAAACAUGGUUUUCCAUUGUUGCCUGCA